UAGCAAUAAAAUUUGAUUGUAUUUGAGAUGGAGUAUAGUUUUAAUUUCUUCCCCAUCUUCCCUGAAUUACAUCUCUGACCAUCUGUUCCCUCCCUAACUUGUUGGUUUCUCUUUAUUUCUCUCUUCUCUCUCACUUCCUUUUGAGUGUGUUAUCUUGAAAGCAAACACACAAAUAAACUACUCUAAAGGCAUUCAACUCAUCAAUCAAUAAUAUCAUAUUGAAAGUACAACAACACAAUCUAUUACAAAAGCAUAUUCUACCAUUUAUCUACUUUCUCAUCCAUUGGAUGAUUCACAUCCACAUGGAAACAUCAAUGAAAGGAGGAGGAGGAGGAGGAGGAAAGGUUAAUGUUAAUGUUAAUGUUACUGAAGAUGAUAACAGUGAUGGAAUGCAAUGCAUUGAUCAUCCUUAUAGAAACAACCCUGGUGGGAUCUGUGCUUUUUGUCUUCAAGAAAAACUUGGUAAACUUGUUUCUUCUUCUUUUCCUCUUCCUAUUCCUCCUUCUUCCUCUUCUUCUUCUUCACCUUCUUUCAGAUCCCACAUUGUUCCUCAUUCUUCAUCUUCAACUUCCACUACUUUUCACUGUCCUUCUUCUUCUUCUUCCAUCAAUAUUACAACUUCAGCACCAGCACCACCACCACCACCACCCACAACAACCAUUGUUGCUUCUUCUUCUAUCUCUCUUUCUGUUUGUCCCACUACUACAAAAAAUGAUAAUCAUUACCAUGAAUACUAUUAUAGAAAAACUCGUAUCCCUUUUCUCUUAGCCAAGAAAAAGAAGAAAAAAACCUCUGUUUCAACCUCUGUUUCUGGUUCUGCUUCUAAUAUCAUUCUAAAGCGAAGCAAAUCAACUGCAACACCAAGAAGAGGUAACUCUUUGGUUGAUGCAGAUGAUGAAGAUUUUAGUCCAAGAAAAAGAAAUGGGUUUUGGUCUUUUCUCUAUAUUUCUUCAAAGUCUUCAACUUCUGCUAAGUUGAAUUCAAAGAGUUUUAGAGACAGAAAUAAUAAUGCUGUAACUGGUGCAGCAAAGUUAAAGGAAAAGUGUUGUUCUGGUUCUUCAUUAGGAAGAAAGAGUGACAUUGUUAUUAUUGAAGAAGAUAACAGUCCUAACAACAGCAAAAACAACAAUACAGGUUCUUCUUUUGAACGCAAAGUUUCAAGAUCUAGAUCUGUUGGAUGUGGUAGCAGAAGCUUCUCUGGUGAUUUUUUUGAAAGAAUCUCAACUGGGUUUGGAGAUUGUACUCUAAGGAGGGUUGAAUCACAACGUGAAGGUAAAUCAAAAGCUGUUUCUACUUCUUCUUCUUCUGUUGCUGCUUCUUCUGUUAAUCAUCACAACCAUUGCAUGAAGGAGAGAGUUCUACGACGUUGUGGUGGAAUAUUCAGUGGUUUCAUGAUGACUUCAUCUUCAUCAUCAAAUUCAUCAUCUUCAUCUUAUUGGGUUUCUUCUAAUUCUGCUGAUGAUGCUGCUGUGAAUGGAAAACAAGCUGCUUCUGUGACACUUUCUCAAAACCGUGGUAAAAGUUGGAGUUGGGCAUUUGCUAGUCCUAUGAGAGCUUUUAGUAGCAGCAACAAAGGAAAUUCUUCUAAAGAAAAUCAUCAAAAUAGAAGGGAUAUUAUUAGAGAUGCUAAUGAUAAUAAAAAUGUCACACCAAAUUUAUCUGCUAUGCCAUCUUUGCUUGCUGCUAGAGGCUGAUUACAACACAACAUGCUGGUGAGAGAGGGUUAUGAAGUUCUGCAGUGUCCAGAAGUAUUCUUAUGAUGGCAUGAUGGUAAUUAUUGGUACUUUUUUGAGAUGAGGAAAUGGAGAAGAAAAUCUCGAUGCAUUUUCUGUCAUCACGUGGCUUGUCUUAAUUGUGACAUUGGUUGUAGUAUUUUUUUGAGGCUUCCUUAUUGUAAUUCACACUUUGGUGUUGUUAUGCCAAAGACAUGUAAUUUUCACUUUUUUAUAAUCACUAUUCACAUGCAUACACAUGUUUGGGUAGUGUAGAGACACAAAAGGAGAUACCUAUAUAUAAUAUAUAAUCAAUCACUCUUGGCUAUUUCUUUAUGUAUCAUUGAGUUUUAAUAUGCAAUUUAAUAAAUUGUUGUUGGUGAUAUUAA
Cicer arietinum (chickpea) is the source of this 2101-nucleotide messenger RNA. RefSeq lists its product as uncharacterized. NCBI's taxonomy places the organism in Eukaryota, Viridiplantae, Streptophyta, Magnoliopsida, Fabales, Fabaceae. The record is from RefSeq and is a predicted model, not a curated record.